Molecule: messenger RNA, 1309 nt
Organism: Cottoperca gobio
Lineage: Eukaryota; Metazoa; Chordata; Actinopteri; Perciformes; Bovichtidae
Gene: vrk1
Product: VRK serine/threonine kinase 1
Exons: 12
Coding region: 131-1309 (392 amino acids)
Biological process (GO): protein phosphorylation
Molecular function (GO): protein kinase activity; ATP binding
Source: RefSeq, a predicted model, not a curated record
AAUAGAAUAGCGAAGCGUCGUGACGCAACUUCCUGACCGGUAGUUUUGCGGGAAGUUUGGUCGCAUACGCAUUUACAUCAUAUACAUUCAUGCACAUACGGCUUAAUCUACAAUAAACAACAAAGUCAAGAUGCCCCCUAAAGCCAAGGCGGCAGGGAAAGGCAGAGCUCCAGCUAAGAGGAAGCUGGCAGAAGAGUUCCCCCCCGGUGAGAUCCUAACAGACACCGGGAAAAAGACCUGGAAGCUGGGGGCUCCAAUCGGUCAAGGGGGCUUUGGCCUCUUAUAUUUGGCUGAUGAGAAUUCUGCAAAACCUGUGGGUGCUGAUGCUCCAUAUGUCAUCAAAGUGGAGCCCAAAGACAAUGGACCUCUGUUCUCUGAGCUCAAGUUUUACAUGAGAGCUGCAAAGCCUGACCUGAUUCAGAGCUGGAUGAAGUCUCACAAGUUGAAAGUUCUGGGCGUUCCCAGGUAUUGGGGCUCCGGUCUGCAUGAGAGAGGAGGGAAGAGUUAUAGGUUCAUGGUUAUUGACAGGCUUGGCACAGACCUGCAGAAGAAGUUUGAAGAAUGUGGAAGGAUGUUCCCAAGAAAACUGGUCCUGCAGCUUUCUCUUCGACUGCUGGAUAUUCUGGAAUACAUCCAUGACCAUGAGUAUGUUCAUGCUGACAUUAAGGCAUCCAACCUCAUGUUGGGCAACAGUGAUCCCGACCAGGUUUACUUGGUAGAUUACGGGCUGGCAUAUCGCUACGCACCUGACGGGGUCCCAAAAGAGUACAAGGAAGACCCCAAGAGAUGUCACGACGGGACCAUCGAGUUCACAAGCAUCGACGCCCACAAAGGAGCAACUGCAUGUAGGCGGAGCGACCUGGAGAUCCUGUGCUACUGCAUGGUGCAGUGGCUGUGUGGACGCCUGCCCUGGGAAGACAAGCUGCAGGACCCCCUCUACGUCAGAGACUCCAAAAUCAGGAGCCAAGAAAACGUCUCUGAAUUCAUGACCAAAUGUUUCUCCUCUCAAGACAAGCCAGAUGAGAUCCAGAGGUUCAUGGAGGAGGUUAAAUCUCUGGGAUACCAAGACAAGCCACCAUAUGAGAAGUUACGCUCCAUCCUGCAGGCCGGACUGAAGGUUAUCCAGGCUAAAGAUGAUGGCAAGCUGAAGUUCGCUCCUGUCAGUGGAGCUGUAUCACCUCCUGCCAAGGUCAGCACCUUUAUAAGAGGCAGAUGGUUCUGUGUUUUGAUAUCCGAGCCAGGGAGAGGGAGGUCAGAGGUCAAGUUGAAGUUCAGAUCCAAAGGGGUGCUGUUUCUCUCCCUCCCUUAA